AUGUCAUCAAAAUUGCUUCAAAAAUUGCGUUUAUCCAGUGCAUCGGAAGAAGAAGCAACCGAUUUUGAAACGGCCAUUGCUCUCGCUGGUUUCGGGACUUUUAACGUACUAUUGGUAUCGUUAUCUUCGUUAAGCGUAUUCGCUACACUAUUUUCCUCUACAAGUAUGUCGUUUAUAUUACCCACAGCCGAAUGUGACCUUCAUUUAGAUUUAAAUGAAAAAGGUCUCUUAAAUGGGAUUACUUUUGCCGGAAUGAUUACAAGUACAAUACCCUGGGGUUUCGCAGCCGAUACCAUUGGACGUAAGAAAGUUUUAAUAGCCGGCUUAUUAUCUAACGCUGUUUUUGUUGUUUGCUGUGGCUUCAGUCAAAAUGUUAAACAAUUGUUAGCUUUUACAUUUUUCGACGGUUUGGCUAUAUGCGGCCCGUAUGCGGUAACCUUGACUUAUCUAUCAGAAUUUCAUGGUCUUAAGCAUCGUAGACGAAUUAUAAUGGUUUUUGGCAUACUCACGUGUACAUCGACAAUCCUUUUGCCAACUAUCGCUUAUGCAGUUUUACCUCAUCGGCUGGUUUUGAAAACGGACUAUAUAUCAUUAAAUUCGUGGAAUAUUUUUUUACUAAUAACAGCCGUUGUCCCGUUAUUGGGUGGUAUUUUACACAUAUUUUUCCCUCCAAGCCCAAAGUAUCUAAUGUCGCAGGGUCGCAAUAACGAAGCUUUAAAAGCUAUAGCGACUGCUUAUGCAAUCAAUAAAAGGUCAACGAAAGACGCUUAUCCGAUCAAAGUUCUAGUGGAUGAAGCUCCCGAAAGAGCGGAACGUAACACCCUACGUAAGAAUCCAGAAUAUAAACAGAAUUUAAAGACUCUAUCUGGCAAACGUAAAGAAGCUAUAACACGUUUCCGUGAAAAUCUUGGACAAUUAAAGCCUCUACUCUCAAAACCAUAUUUAUCUCUGGCGUUACGUGUUUGUUUUACAAUGUUUUUUAUAUUCAUGAGCUUCCAUUCGGUACGCCUAUGGAUGCCUCAGCUUUUCGUCACAGUAGAUCAAUAUGAACAAGAACAUGAAAUAAUGAAGGAUAUAUGCGAUGUACUGAAUGUAAUGAGGGAUAAAACUCAACCAGAAGAAUCGAGUAACUGUGACGAAGUGGUUAGUGUAAUAGAUAAUAAUUUCCUUGCAUCGAGUCUAUAUUUGGCUGCGAUGAGCGUUUCAUCGAAUAAUUUAUUUACAAUUGAAAUCGAACUGUUCCCUACCUUUAUGCGAGCUAUCGUGAUCUUGGUGAGCUUGGGUUUUGGACGUUUGGGUGCUCUGCUUGGUUUGAUUAAAGAAAGUUUCACCCCGCAACGGAGAUAUGUACCAGCGUACACUGUCUCGGUAGCCGUGAUUCUUAUCUACUCAGCUACUCAGGCCAAUAAUUAUUAA
Messenger RNA from Glossina fuscipes, 1416 nucleotides. RefSeq names its product synaptic vesicle glycoprotein 2B-like. Bases 1 to 1416 code for a protein of 471 amino acids. The record is from RefSeq and is a predicted model, not a curated record. NCBI's taxonomy places the organism in Eukaryota, Metazoa, Arthropoda, Insecta, Diptera, Glossinidae. Gene Ontology annotation, molecular function: transmembrane transporter activity. The transcript has 10 exons. Gene Ontology annotation, biological process: transmembrane transport.